Clupea harengus (Atlantic herring) is the source of this 1256-nucleotide messenger RNA. RefSeq names its product ISY1 spliceosome associated protein (gene isy1). The record is from RefSeq and is a predicted model, not a curated record. NCBI's taxonomy places the organism in Eukaryota, Metazoa, Chordata, Actinopteri, Clupeiformes, Clupeidae. Gene Ontology annotation, biological process: generation of catalytic spliceosome for second transesterification step.
UACUAUUCGCAACCCUUGUCGCGGUGUUUUGUCAUCAAGGUUCGUCAUAUUACUGCGUCCAAACGUGUGGGAACGUCGAAUCUUUUCACAGAUCUCGGGGUCUUUUUUUGUAACUGCAAAUAUGGCUCGAAACGCAGAAAAGGCCAUGACGGCCUUGGCUCGCUUUAGGCAAGCCCAGCUGGAGGAAGGCAAAGUUAGGGAAAGAAGACCAUUUCUUGCAUCAGAAUGUAAUGAGUUACCCAAAGCGGAGAAGUGGAGAAGACAGAUCAUUAGUGAAAUCUCCAAGAAGGUGGCCCAGAUUCAGAAUGCUGGUCUGGGUGAAUUUAAGAUCAGAGACCUCAACGACGAAAUCAACAAGCUGCUCAGAGAGAAGGGCCACUGGGAGGUUCGGAUCAAAGAACUCGGAGGUCCUGACUAUGGGAAAGUGGGACCAAAAAUGCUUGACCAUGAGGGCAAAGAGGUUCCGGGAAAUCGAGGAUAUAAGUAUUUUGGCGCUGCUAAAGACCUGCCCGGUGUCCGAGAACUGUUUGAGAAAGAGCCCGCCCCUCCACCCCGAAAGGCCCGUGCCGAGCUGAUGAAGGAGAUCGACGCCGAGUACUAUGGCUACAGAGACGAGGACGAUGGCAUGCUGGUGCCCUUGGAGCAGGAGUAUGAGAAACAGGCCAUAGCCGAGGCCGUGGAAAAAUGGAAAGCAGAGAAGGAGGCGCGUCUGGCUGGAGGUGAAGGAGGAGGAGUAGGAGAAGAGGAGGAAGAGGAGGAGCACAUCUAUGCUGUCCAAGCAGAAGAGCACUCGGACGAGGAGACGAGGGAUCAGAUGGAGGGAGAGGAAGGCGUUCAGUCCUUCAUCGCUCAUGUCCCUGUGCCCUCACAGAAGGAGAUUGAGGAGGCCUUGGUGAGGAGGAAAAAGAUGGAGCUGCUUCAGAAGUAUGCCAGUGAGAGCCUCAUGGCUCAGAGUGAGGAGGCUAAAGCCUUGCUUGGGCUGUAGUGACCUCCUCUUUCGAGUUGUGUGUGUGUGUGUGUGUGUGUGUGUGUCUGUGUUACCAUAUGCGUGCGUGCGAGCGAGAGAGAUGGAGAGGGUGGGAAAAUGUUCAAAAUGAUGUAACAGCCAGAGGAGAAUAAUUGUGAAACAGGGCAGUUCUAAGUGCAAAACGUCUUUGUUGCCAUCCCUCUGAAGUGGUUAUGACGGAAUAUAACUGUAAAUAUCUGUUUUGUAUACAUUUCUUUUGCUGAGUAAACUAUUUUCUACAAACAUGUAA